This is a messenger RNA of Galendromus occidentalis (western predatory mite), 1368 nucleotides long. RefSeq names its product LIM homeobox transcription factor 1-beta-like. The transcript is spliced from 5 exons. Gene Ontology annotation, biological process: neuron differentiation; regulation of transcription by RNA polymerase II. NCBI's taxonomy places the organism in Eukaryota, Metazoa, Arthropoda, Arachnida, Mesostigmata, Phytoseiidae. Gene Ontology annotation, molecular function: RNA polymerase II transcription regulatory region sequence-specific DNA binding; DNA-binding transcription factor activity, RNA polymerase II-specific. Gene Ontology annotation, cellular component: nucleus. The record is from RefSeq and is a predicted model, not a curated record. The coding region runs from base 1 to 1368 and encodes 455 amino acids.
AUGACAAACCUCCAAUGGUCUCGAGGAGCGGAUGGGGAUGAAGAUGAAGACCAUGAUGACGAAGAGGAAGAUGUUGCUACGGGCGGAGGCACCGAGUUCAUCAGCGACGAUAACAACCCUCACGGCAUUUUGAAUCUGCAGAAUCCGUCGGAUACCGGGUCGCGCUUGGAGGUAUGCGCUGGCUGCGAACGACCCAUCGUCGAUCGCUACAUCAUGAAAGUCCGGGAAAGCUCGUGGCAUGAGUCCUGUCUCAUCUGCUCUGUCUGCCAUCAACAUCUAGCAACAUCAUGUUAUUCUCGAGAGCGGCGAAUUUUCUGUAAAAACGAUUACGAUCGGUUGUUCGGAGCAAAAUGUGCUGCCUGCACGGGAUCGAUCGCACCAGCAGAACUUGUCAUGAAGGCACUUGAUCAGGUUUACCACUUGUCGUGUUUUCUGUGUUGCACCUGCGGACGUCAGCUGCAACGAGGUGACGAAUACGUGCUCAGAAACGGACGUCUCUAUUGCCGACAGGACUUUGAAAAAGAAAUGCACCUGCUGCAGCAGCUAAGAGGUGGUAACGGUGGCGGCGGAGUCGGUGGUGCCGGCGUACCAUCGGUCGGCACGCCGGGGGCCGGGCAGAGGCCUGACGGACGAAGGGGGCCCAAGCGUCCUCGAACGAUACUGACAACGGCACAGAGAAGGGCCUUCAAGGCAUCGUUCGAGAUCAGUCAAAAGCCCUGCAGAAAGGUUCGCGAAGCGUUGGCCAAGGAGACGGGACUGAGCGUUCGGAUCGUCCAGGUCUGGUUCCAGAACCAGCGGGCGAAACUCAAAAAGAUCCAAAGGAAGCAGCAGCAGCAACAACGUAACGGCAGCGCGGGGGUGUCACGCACGACGCAAAGCAACUGUGGAGACUCUUCCGAAUCGGAGAUGGCCUCAUCGACGAGAGAUUCGUGUCGACGAUCCGAAGAUGGCCGGCAAUCGGCAUCUCCCGAUCUUGUCGGAUCUUCACCCUACCGAAUGGGUCUUCACGAUAUGGAUAGCGCAGGAGCUUCGCCGUCGUACAACAUGAUGUCAUCGGCUUCGCUACCGUACGAAGGACAGCACAUGUCGUUCUACCAGCAGACGGAACAAGCUUUCAUGAAGGCAGAGAUAGGCGCAGACUCCGAGUCCAGUCUCGGGGGUCUGGAGGACGUUCUCAUCGCUUCCUCGCAGCGAGGCAACAGACAGGGAUGUACACCAGGCGAUGAUGAGGCCUCCGCUCUGUUAGCACGCUCAUUCACUGGAAUUCAGACUCCGCUGAACCCGAUCGACCGACUGUAUUCGAUGCAAAGCUCGUACUUCAACUCCUCGGCCAAUACGGAAGAUCACCUCAAAGCACAGAACGUCUGA